GGGGAUUUUGUCCUCUGUGCAGUGACCAGCAGUGAGGACUCUGUGGAACGUAGAAACAAAGAACAGCCUCCCAAAGCUUCCACCUCAGCACUGAAAAGAAAACCAGAGUCUACGAACUUAAGAAAGUCAUCUACAUCUGGAAAGAAAACUUGCAAAAGAGUGAGAACUCCUGAAGCAUCUUCGGGGGUCAAUGAAAAGCAGAAGCUCCCAGAAGCCGGAGGCUCUGCAGUGAGAACUGGUGCUGACCAGGAGGGUUUUGUGGAUCUUGGAAACAAGUCUGCUUUACCAAACCCCAAGAAAAAAAGAAGGGCAAGACAGCAGCCGGGCGUGUUUGUGAAUUUUCAUGCUCAAAUACUUCCUGUGACCUGUGGGGAGAUGAGGGGGCUGUUAAUUAAGAGGAAAUUUGAACAAGGAGCCACAAGAAAGUGCAUAAGAACUGAAGAUGGAACCUGGCUCACCCCCAGGGAAUUUGAACUCAGAGGAGGCUACCAAUCAUAUAACUGGAAGACCAGCCUGACCUGUGGUGGAAAAACCCUAAAAGAGCUGAUAAAGCUUGGAUGUAUGUGUUCACCUCCCAUUACACGUGAAACCCAAAACAAGGAGGAAAACUCAGACAAAUGCAAGAUCUGCCAGGAUGGAGGAAAGCUCUUCUGCUGUGAAAAUUGUCAGAGCUUCUUUCAUGGGGACUGUCACCUCCCAGCUGUGGACACAAAGAGGAAAGGUUGGAAUUGUACCUUCUGCACAAUAGAAAAUUCUUCUCGAAGUCUGCAGUGUUACAGCGAAUCUGAGGUCCUGGAAAAGCAGAUGGGGCAUGAAAAGUUGAAAUGUGAGUUCCUGCUCUUAAAGGUCUAUCACCAUUUAGAGAGCAACAUUUUCCCAAAUAUUCCACAUGGAAAUUAUGUUGCAAAGGCUUCUCAAUAUCUAGGGAAACUUAGGAAGUUGGACAUAAUCAAGAAGAAACUAAUCAUGGAAAAUUACUGCAAAGUGAAAAGUUUUAAGGAGGCCAUGGACAAAUUUUUUCAGGACCCCGUGUGUGAGAAAUUACACUUAAACCAAGAGGAUUUUAUGAAGAAUUUCAGAAAGGUCUUCAGUAUUCAUGAAACAAAUUAGAACUGUGCACUGGUGCAGUGCGUGCUCUUGGCACUCUGAAACAUCACGCUGCUUUCUGCAGAUUUUGUAUCUCUCUGCUGCUAUGAGCUUGGCUGCCAACACCACCUCUACCCAGUGUAUUUCUUUGGGCCAAAUUGAGCCAGAUUCACCUGAAUGUUACAUGUCUUUGGCCUGGGGGUUGGUUCCCACACCAAGGUUGAACCAACCAUGUUCAGUGAUUCAUGUUUCCAUGUCCCCCAGAGACUAGAGCUAUUAUGCAGCUGUGACCACGUCCUUGCUUAUCUUUCUUCUCCAUGGCAUCCUGCUUCCCUUACCCUUCUCCUCCAGAGAGAAUUCUUACAAUAAAUCAUGUAUUCAAGAGA
This is a messenger RNA of Artibeus jamaicensis (Jamaican fruit-eating bat), 1472 nucleotides long. Its product is annotated as nuclear body protein SP140-like protein. The transcript has 12 exons. Bases 376 to 1110 code for a protein of 244 amino acids. NCBI's taxonomy places the organism in Eukaryota, Metazoa, Chordata, Mammalia, Chiroptera, Phyllostomidae. The record is from RefSeq and is a predicted model, not a curated record. Gene Ontology annotation, molecular function: protein binding; DNA binding; DNA-binding transcription factor activity, RNA polymerase II-specific. Gene Ontology annotation, cellular component: nucleus. Gene Ontology annotation, biological process: regulation of transcription by RNA polymerase II.